UCAAGAUGGCGGCCCGCUGUGACAGGUCGUGUGUUGUGAAACUUGGCUAGUUAUUCCCUCAAUGACAGUUUAUUAGAUCUGUUAGGACAUAAAACUAUACAUUUUAAUAAUUAAUACAAAUGCGACACAGUUGAGGAACACGUCACAACGUUUGAAUCUGGUGAUACAGUCUAAAGAUGGUGGCAGGUACCUGAAUUGCACUUUGAACAGCUGUCUCAAACAUCACCGUCAGAGAGAAAAUGUUUCCAGCUACAUGGGCACGACUGUCUUGCAAGGCUUGGUCCAGCCGAGGACGGAGGACCCUGAGUCUGUUCUCCAGUUCAGGACCCUCAAACUGGACCAAAGUGGUCUCGGACGCGGAGAAGAUCGUCGGGUAUCCCACCUCCUUCAUGAGUCUCCGCUGCCUGCUCAGUGAUGAACUCAGUAAUGUUGCCUUGCACGUCAGGAAGCUGAUCGGGACCCAGCACCCUUUACUCAACACUGCAAGGGGCUUUGUCUACGACAGCAGGAACAACCUUCAGAUGAGGGGACUGGUCGUACUGCUGUUGUCGAAAGCCGCAGGGCCGGGCCACGCAGUCUCUGAUCUCCUGGCUCAGGACAUGGUCAGCGGCAUCUACCCAAGCCAGCGGAACUUGGCAGAAAUCACUGAGUUGAUCCACACGGCGUUCCUGGUGCAUCGUGGGAUAGUCGAUCUGAAGGGGUGGACGGUUUCAGACGGCCCGUUGAAGGACAUGGAGUUUGGGAAUAAGAUGGCUGUCCUGAGCGGCGACUUUCUUCUCGCAAACGCUUGUUCCGGACUCGCCCAACUAAAUAACACUAAGGUUGUUGAACUGAUGUCAAGUGCCAUUGGUGAUGUGGUUCAAGGAAUCUACAAUGAGAAUUCCAGUAAUACUGAGGAAAAUAGUCUCACUGAUGGCAUCGAUGUGGCGGCGUGGGAAGAGCAGACGUUCCUGUCCCACGGGGCACUGCUGGCCAAGAGCUGUCAAGCUGCGAUGGAGCUCGCCAAACACGACAAGGAGUCCCAAAGAUGGGCCUUUAAGUAUGGCAAGCACCUAUCACUGGGCCACAAGCUGAACUCUGACCUGCAGCCGUUUGUGAAGAGCAGCAUGGGAGAGCCUGCGUCGUUCAGUUUGAGCGCCGCCCCAGUGGUUUUCCAUCGUCAGAUUGUUGGCCAGGAGAGAUGGCGUCAGCAGCUGCAGCAGGCGAAAACACUGAGAAACCAACUGGAUUAUUCAAAGCUUUUGGCAGCAGUUAAGUCGGAGAAAGGCGUGAGCUCAGCGGUGGACUUAUGCUGUUACCAUGGCAACAAGGCUCUGGAGGCCAUCCAGACUUUCCCCUCCUCCGAGGCUCGAUCCGCCUUGGAGAACAUUGCCUCCGCCAUCACCAAAUUUUGACCUGGACUCACACGCGCACACACACACAGGCACGCACACAGUGUCUUUGUCUGCAGAGGCAACAGGACAACAACCACCGAACGGUUGACACUUACGAGACAAAUGAACUUCUUUUUGAGCCAGGUGCUGGCUCACGUCUGGAGAAGCUGUUCUGCUCUGUUCAGGAUGACAGUGUGCAUCAGAAAUGCAAUGGCUGUAUCCAUAAAUGGUCAUCAUUAAAAAAAAGAAUAAAAACACAUUACUUCA
Molecule: messenger RNA, 1640 nt
Organism: Epinephelus lanceolatus (giant grouper)
Lineage: Eukaryota; Metazoa; Chordata; Actinopteri; Perciformes; Serranidae
Gene: pdss2
Product: prenyl (decaprenyl) diphosphate synthase, subunit 2
Biological process (GO): ubiquinone biosynthetic process; isoprenoid biosynthetic process
Cellular component (GO): mitochondrion; transferase complex
Molecular function (GO): prenyltransferase activity
Source: RefSeq, a predicted model, not a curated record